This is a messenger RNA of Athalia rosae (coleseed sawfly), 5611 nucleotides long. RefSeq names its product heparan-sulfate 6-O-sulfotransferase 2 (gene Hs6st). Gene Ontology annotation, cellular component: membrane. The transcript has 4 exons. NCBI's taxonomy places the organism in Eukaryota, Metazoa, Arthropoda, Insecta, Hymenoptera, Athaliidae. The record is from RefSeq and is a predicted model, not a curated record. The coding region runs from base 931 to 2232 and encodes 433 amino acids. Gene Ontology annotation, molecular function: heparan sulfate 6-sulfotransferase activity.
GUGUUGAACUACGACAAAACCGACUACGAACCACAGAAUCUGUAUUUUCACCUUCUUCUCCAGUAGAUAUAUAAGAAUUCUCAUCAUAUAGGAGGCAAUUCCGAACUAUUUAAAUGGAUUCAUUACUGUGACUAUAUAAAUCAGUUCGAUCCAUAUUCAAAACCGAACAUCCAUUCCGCGCGCUUAAACCGAAUAUUUCAAUAUUCCCGGGCAGAUAUGAACUCCAAAAUCAUCCGCGAAAGUGAGGGUGAGAACGUUCACAUGAAGUGCGAAAAAGCGGUACAUUUUUUAAGAGUGGGGCGUAUAAAGUUGCGUUUUCUCUUCUCUAGCCCUGCAUAGACCGGAGUAUGGAGGGCUGAAGAAAAUUCUUUCAUAGUCUUACGCUUUCAAAGUCAUGCCUGAGGAUCAAGGAUCAUAAUAAAUAUCUGGCUAAACGAUAAAUGUAGCUGUCUGUAGCAUGUACUAGAUCAUCUUCGGUGAAUUUCCAUCAGCGAUUUCACUUUUGGUACGGCAACUUUCCAAGUACUGACGUGGAUUACAAUCUGAAACGGGCACCCUGGAUCCGAUUUUUACAUAAUAUAAUGAAUCGAGAUAACAUAAAUGCUUUCGUUGCUAUCUUUAAGUCUAAGAUCCGAUGGGUCGCGACAUUGAAAAAGUUAAAAAACUGUAAAUAACUGCGUUGUAACUAUGGUUGUAAUCAUAGUUGAAUCUGCAUGUAUGCAUGUGUGUAGGAUGAAGAGCGGUGGGGGAAUCUAAUGCUGUCAUGGCUGACAUUGGGAAAGAGGCACAUUCGUGCCAGUGUUGAAUUCUGGUGCGAAAGGGUUUGGUGGCGGUGAAAUACUCGUGUUUCGUAAGUGAAUCUCAGAGUCUUUAGAGCAUGAUCAAUUAGAUCAUACUUUUCGUUCGAAAAAACAGUGAAUAUGAGGAGAAAUGAACUUGCCACUAAACGGCGACAUCGCUAGCGACCUUGUAGUAAUCAUAAGAGGAGAUAAAUGGGCAAAAUCUAAGAUAAUGGAGCCCAGAGUGUGGAGAACACGACCUCGCGGAAUAGUGGGCAUUUGCGUGAUCUUGGCAUUGACGGGUAUCGUAUAUUUGGGAUACUUUUGCCCUGACCACGUCUGUGCGCUAACAAAUCGUGAUCUCAAAGAGUCAACUCGCGUUUCUGAGGGUUUCACAUCCGGCGGAAUUGAGAGGAGCUUGCAAGGUCAUCCCUCUUUCAAACUUCAAAGUAUACAGGGCAGUCUUGGCUACGAAGAUGUGAUCAACGACACUUUUCAAUUUGACAUGAAUGCCCACGACGUCAUGGUAUUUCUACACAUACAAAAAACUGGGGGGACAUCAUUUGGCAAACAUCUUGUGCGUGACUUAGACUUGCAGAAGCCAUGCUCAUGUCAACGCAAACGAAAACGUUGCUUAUGUUAUCGCCCAAAUCGAAAUGAGCAUUGGCUAUUCUCUCGGUAUUCAACUGGUUGGAAAUGUGGUCUGCAUGCAGACUGGACCGAAUUGACUAGCUGCGUUGAUUCUGAGUUAAAUAAAAUGGAAGGAGAAGGAGUCAGCAGGAGAUAUUUUUACAUAACAAUUAUCAGAGAUCCGAUAGCCAGAUAUUUGUCUGAGUUCAGGCAUGUACAAAGAGGUGCUACAUGGCGGGGAGCUAGACAUUGGUGUGGUGGCAUUCAGGCCAAUAUACCUCAAUGUUUUUCAGGGGCAAACUGGCAAGGUGUCACAUUAGAAGAGUUCAUGCAGUGUCCACAUAAUCUUGCAAGUAACCGCCAGACCCGGAUGUUAGCUGACUUAUCUGUGGUAGGAUGCUAUAAUUCAACUCUUAACAAUUCAGAGAGGGAUCGUCUCAUGUUAGCUAGUGCUAAGCAUAACUUACAGUCGAUGCCGUUCUUUAUGCUCACCGAAUUUCAGAAGGUUGGUCAGUACUCGUUUGAAGAAACAUUUGGCAUGAGAUUUGCAGUAGCUUUUGAACAGCACAAUGUGACAUUAAGCUCUGCAACAAUGGCUACGUUAACUAAGGAGCAGAUAGAAUCUGUAGAACAGCUCAACAGGCUGGACCUGGAGCUCUAUAGGUAUGCAAAAGAAGUUGUGUUUGAACGCUUCACGAGGCUUAGAAUUCGUGAUCCACAUUUUGUACAGCGGUUUCAACACCUUGGUGAGCUACCCUCUCGCCAAAGUGCAACAGAAUUGAAUUGGGAUUCUUUCAUUGAAGAUACCACCGAUAACGACUAGUAUUAUUGAUGGAUAAAACGAUUUUAAUAUUUAAAAACGACGUCAAGUAUGUUUCGUUGACUCAUCUUUUUAUCCAUCCUUAUACUCCAUCUUCACUUUGGCAGACCAUCUAUUAUGUAUUCACAAAUAAUGUAUUCGGCUCAUGAAUAAUUAUGGAAAAGUGAGUUGAAAUCUCAAUUCUGAUGAUCCCCAAAACAAAAAAAAAGUUAUUUGUGAAUACCUGAUAGCUGUACAAGAUAGUUACAUUUUUUAGGAAUAAACGUCACAAAUAAUUGUCACAGCUAAUAUAAAAUGAUCGUGUAUGAACAAGGUUAUUAAGAAAAAGAUAUUUUCUUUUUCUCUAUCGAACAAAGAGAGAGUAAGACAUUCUAUUGAUGAGAUCUCAGUAGAAGGAAAAAAAUAAAGUGCGUUUGGCGUUAUCUAUGAUUUCGAGCGAUCUGAGCUCCACCCUCUCCUUCUAAUAUUUGUAAGUAGAAAAAAGAUAUAAAAGCUCAGAGUGCUCAGAAAUGUAUUUCAAACAAAUUGAAAGACAAAAUCAAAUUUGUCUUGAUCCUAUAUCAAAAAUAUUUAUUUAUUAAUGCAAACAUACGAUAUUGUAUCUCACUGAAAAGUGAGUGGUAAGGUAUUAGUUCGGGUAUUAUGAAGAUGUUAAAUUAGUACGCGAAAGACGUUGGUAAACGGGAAGGUGAGAAUGUAAUCCUGAACCUGUUCAGAUUAUGAGAUUAUUGUAUAUGUAGAUUUAACUGUUUUUUUCUUUUUAAGUAUAUCAACGCGAAAUCGCAUAAAAUAACAAUUCGUUUUGUAAAUAUAUUGAGAAUGUAUAUUUUUAGACGAAUAAUUUGCACUGCCGUUUGAAUAAUGCAGCUUUUGGUUUAAUAGAGGAGUGAUCUUUAGGAUUCAGAUUUCAUACAGGAAAUCUUACAUACAGCAUUGCAUUUUCGAAAGUAUUCAUCUUUAAUUUCAUUAUUAACAUUUGGUACACAAGCACACAUGCCUACUGGUAUGCAUCACACGCAAUUUCACUGGUCUCAGUUUUGCUUAUUAUUCCUUAGCAAUAAUCGGCAAAUAUACAUAAUCACACAAACAUGUUAACUACCGAAAUAUGUACAUUCACCAUGCAAAAGUUUCUAUGUUUUGCAGAUAUUGUAAAUAGCUUUGAAUAUGAUUUUUCAAAAAUGCGAUUAUCUAUUGCAAAAUUUGAUUUAAUCCGGGUCAACAUUUUUGUUUUAUAGAUUGUUGUUCAUCGGUGUCUGAAUUAUCCCAAUGAACCAGAGUUGUAAACGUUCGGUGAAUAAAGAAAUAACUAGUUUCACAAUCAGUGUAACAUCUCACUGGAUUGGUGUUCAUUAAAAAGAAAACUUUGAAAAGUGAGUGUACUGUACAGAUGUGGCUUUAUAUCAAAAUUCAUGGAUUGUUCAUAUCAUUAUGUUUAAACUUUAGGUACCUAUAAACUAAAUAGUGAUACUUUAUUGUGUACACAUAUUAUGAAGUCUUGUAUAUAAGAAUUGGAGACAUAUAAGCCAUCAGUAUCCAUCGUGAUGUAAGUUAAAAGGUUCCAUUUUUUAUUGGGAACGAUUUGUUUUAAUAAAAUUACUCUAACUUCGAGACACACACAAAAGUAUAACUUUAACAUGUUGAACUUUGUGAACAGUAUUUAAUUACCUAACAACGAGAUUUUUCGAUCGUGUCUAUUGACAUUAAUACGAAUCAAAAUGAAAGUGAGUUGUACAGAAUAAUGAUCAAAAUCGAACGUUGUAGGUGCAAUAAGACUCGCUGGGUUACCACAAUAAUUAUCUCAUACCAACCAGUCAUGAAACAUAAAUGUAGUAUAGGUAAUAAGAUAAUUUAAAAAUAUAAAAUAAAUGGUCUUUUUUUUCGUGGUGAAAGUCUCAGGCUUGUAAUACGUCAUUUGAACGGAACAAAGUAUUUGCUUCCAAGAAAAGUUGUUAUUGAAUCCUGUAUGAUGUGUCAGCCAAGACCUUUGCUUUUCUCUACCAAGCUUCACCCAGCAUACAUCCAAAAUUUAACAUCUUUGAUUUUACUCAUGUACAAGCGAUGAGUUUCAUGCUCGUACGUCUUCCAAUUUGUGUUUUAUUCACAAAUCAUUGACUUGGCUGGCGCGUUUGAUAUCAGCAAUGUAUCUCAAAACGUGAUAUCAGUUUUGAUAACUCCUUUUCUAUUAAGACAAUAGAUUGGUAUUUUCGUUCAAAUAUCAUACGAAAAUCGUAUAUCUCAUUAUAAUUAAGUGAAUAAUAUUAAGGACCAAAGAUAAAAUAUGUCUUUGCAAGCUAACUCUGAGCUUGCAGCACAAGCAAUUAUGAGAGAGAAUUUUUAUAGAUCCAUCGCAAAUUUAAGUGUGUAAAAAACAAAAAGAAAGAGAAAAAAAUGUCAAUCUUUCCAAACGUAGAUACGUACCUAAGUUUCUGCAUUUUUUUUUUUUGAUCAGCUAAAACCAAAGGUGUUGUGCAGGAUAGAUAUAAAUUGUGAAAUUUAUUUUAUCCUAAGUUUGAAGUGAAGUCCAUUAGGUCUGAAAUUCCAGUAUAUCUUGGAAGUAAUAUCGAUUUCAGAGUAUGCCAUAUCAUUCUGUGUCUUGUAUCUACAUUGCAUAAUACCUUAGCUGUAGUGUAAUGAAAGCCAUCCAGGAGUAGUUGAGCCAGAAAUAUAUAUAAUGAGUCGGUUCAAUAUUGUUAUCAUUAUUAUUACUAUUAUUUUGCAUUCUCUUUUGGUUCGGUUCGCAAGGCAUUCAAAGGCGCUUAUACCAUUUGCUGUACUCGUUUAAAUUUUUCUGAAUUCCAUGUUCCUUGGCAGCGAUCAAAACGAAGACAUUCGUCGGUGCUCUAACAUUUGGAACAAGGCAGCUUAUCCUGCUAUGAAUUAUUAUUUGUGAUUGUAAUUCGACUCGAAGAAUUAAUUAACUAAGUAACAUCGUAUACGCAGUAGUAACAUAAAUUGUAGAUACUCAGUUUUAGUGCACGUUUGAUCAACUAAAUUUCUAUAUUUCAUUCAGCUUUAUUGUGUUAAAAUAAGGUGUUCCUGGAAUGUCUAUUGACAUCAUGCUUCAAACGUCUUCGUUAUUGAUCAUAAAAUAAUACGCUAACAUAUAAUUUAUUGCAUUUGUCAUAAUUCAGAUCAAUAUGAUACCAUAUUUAGUCAACGAAAAAGCCAUGACGCUAGCCUAAUGGAGCAAACAAUAGGCCUAAUGCCUUCUGUACCUUGUUUCAGCCAGUGUACAUAUUAUACCAUUAGUUCAUAAAGGUUUAUUGAAAUAUAAUCUAAGAUUUGAAUGACACUACAAUGAUGUAAACAAAACUAGGCUCACAAAUGAUCUAAUCAAUUAUUAAUUAUGUAAACCUUCUAAUAAAACCUGAAAAUUCUGUUA